AUGGAUCUCGAACACCGCAUUAAAGCGUACCGUAUUGUUUCGUAUGCGGCAGUUACAUUCUCUAUCGUUGCUGUACUAUCUGUAUGCUUUACUCUGCCAAUGGUUUACAAUUACGUGAGCUAUGUGAAGCGACAAAUCAACUCUGAUAUUACUUUUUGUCGCGGUUCAGCCAGGAAUAUUUGGUCCGAGGUGAAUGACAUGGCUAAACUGCCGAGCAACAGGACCUCUCGUGCUGCCGGGUAUGAUGCUGGAGCUGGAGGCGGAAGCGGCGGCAGUAAUGGUGGAGGUAGCGGAGGCAGUGGAGGUGGAUGUAGCGGAUGCUGCCUGCCCGGACCUCCUGGAGGACCCGGAACUCCUGGAAAACCUGGUCGCCCCGGAAAACCCGGCGUGCCCGGCCUGCCUGGAAAUCCAGGCCGUCCACCACAGAAGCCAUGUGAGCCAAUCACUCCACCACCUUGCAAGCCUUGCCCAGCUGGACCUCCUGGACCACCAGGACCCCCAGGGCCACCUGGAGAUGCGGGACCAGACGGACAGCCCGGUGCACCCGGCGCUGAUUCAGCACCCGGCCAGCCGGGACCCAAGGGACCACCUGGACCACCUGGAAACCCUGGAGCUCCUGGUCAGCCUGGCGAACCUGGCGAGGACGCAUAUGUCGAGGGAGCAGGAGUCACCCCCGGAGAGCCUGGACCACCCGGACCACCUGGUCCAAUUGGACCCCCAGGAACUCCUGGACAACCCGGAGCCGACGGACAGCCUGGACAACCCGGACCCAAAGGAGCUCCAGGACCAGAUGGCCCACCCGGACACGACGGUAAUCCUGGAACUCCUGGACAUGCUGGCCCACCCGGACAUGGUGGCGAGAAGGGAAUUUGUCCCAAAUACUGCGCCAUUGAUGGUGGAGUCUUCUUUGAGGAUGGAACACGCCGAUAAGUCCAUCGUUGAUUGCUCAAUUGUCCUGUACACACUAGUGCACUCC
Cylicocyclus nassatus is the source of this 976-nucleotide messenger RNA. Lineage: Eukaryota; Metazoa; Nematoda; Chromadorea; Rhabditida; Strongylidae. The record is from the annotation of a GenBank genome assembly.